AUGAUAGAGAAUAAUUAACAACAAAAAAGAAACUUUUAUUUAGAAUAUCAAAGUAAUAUUGAGAUAACUUUAUAUUAAAAUAAUUAUGUUAAAAUUAUGGAAUUUAAUGAGAGAUCAUCAAUUUUAGUUUUAGGAAAAACAGAUGGAAGAUUCUUAAAAUUUUAAUUUAAAUUUGGUGCUUUAAAAUUUAUUUAAGAAUUAUAUGGUUCAAAAACUAAAUCUUUACACAUAUUGUUAACAAAAAAAUCGAAUCAAAUUAUCAUUGUAACAAAAAAGAUUUUAUUCUUCUCUUUAAUAGAUAAUAAUAGAGGAUAUUUUUUAUAAUAUAUUGAUGGACCUUAACCUAAUUGCUUAUUAAUUAAUAAGAAUGAUUCUUUAUUAAUAGCUGGAAGUAAUGAUAGAGCUAUUAGAUUUUGGAUAAAAAGUUAAAACUAAUGGAUAUUUCAUUAAAAAUUUUAAAUUUGUUAUUAUGGAGUUAUAAUUAGCUUAAGUCUUAAUGAAUCAGAAAAUUAUUUAAUUUGUUUAUCUGAAUUAGAAAAUAAAAUAUUUAUUUGCAAAAAAAAUCAUCUUACAAAUACAUGGUUUCUUUAUCAAAUACUGCAUUCUAGGGAAAGCUAAGCUUUAUAAUUAUGCUUUAUUAAAGACUCUAUCUUUAUAUUAUAACUCUUAAAAGGGGAAAAUUUUAAUUUUUAUAAUCUAAAUUUAGAAAAUUAAUAUUUUGAAUAAAUUACUCCAGAAAUAUAAGAUUAAUAGUGCAAUAAACUUAAAUUUCCGCAUCGAUUUAAUUUAUAAAUGAUUAAAUAAAGAUAAUUUUUGAUAUAUAAAAAGGAUAAUUGUAUCAAUUUAUUAUUGAUUUAAAGUGAAAAAAGUUUUGAAUUCUAAAAAAUCAUGACUUUAAGCGAUUCAAGUUUCAUUUUUAGAUCUACAGAGGAUGGUAAAUAUAUAGUAAUAGCAUAAGAGAAUUAAAAAUUUUUGACAGUGUCUAGAUUAUCAGAAGGUUGA
Messenger RNA from Paramecium sonneborni, 1002 nucleotides. Lineage: Eukaryota; Ciliophora; Oligohymenophorea; Peniculida; Parameciidae. The record is from the annotation of a GenBank genome assembly.